CGUUGGGCCCGGUUUUCGCUUUACAGGGACAGAUUCCUCGCUCCUUGCGCCCCUCGGGGUGCUACAUAAAUGCAGUUGUCGAUUACAUUCCCGGAAACUCCAGGUUUCAGGAUUUGGGAAGGGGAGAUCUGCGCGGGAAGAAAGAGCCUGGAAUGGGACUGAUUCGCUCAGACGGGGGUGCUGGGUCGUGGCUCCGGCCGGUUCUCUGCCCUCGGCACCUCCCGCGCUGCCUGUUUGUUGACGCGCUGGUGCGAGUUUUCACAGCAGCUCCUGUGGAUAAAGCGGCCUCCCCGCCCCGCCCGCACUCCGUCUCUCGCCGCCCGCCUGCCGUGUGUGACCGGGGCUUGCUCUCUGCCCGCCGGGCUCCUGUAAAUGGCUUCAGGCUCGCACUCGCUCCUGCUCACGGUGGCCUGUCUUCUGCUCGCCUGUGGCGCCAGGGUCCGAGCGCACGGGAAAAUGUUUGUGCUCCAUCCGAGGGAUGGGAAUGCACAAUGGAACAUGUCUUCAGCUGAGGGCCUGUGCAUGGAGCAGGGAGCACGUCUAGCCACGGCUGAAGAGCUGCAGAGAGCUGUGGAGGAGUGUGCGUUCAUGGAGUGUACCACCGGCUGGAUCGCAGCCAACCAGAUUGGGACGACUGUAUGCAGUAACGUGGGCUUCGUUCAAAAAGAAAUCCAAAGUAUCCAUGUGAAAACUGAACCAGCUUCUUCAGGUGGUCGAUAUGAUUCCUUCUGCAUUAAAGACCAAGGUAAACCCUGUGGAGACCCUCCCUCCUUUCCUAACAUCGUACUGCAGGGCUACACUGGGACUGAAAUGGGUGAUAAAUUGCUGUACAUCUGUGCCCAGGGUUAUGUCAUGGCCAGCGGAGAGAAUGCCUUCAGCCUGUUGUGUAAUAGCUGUGGAGAGUGGUACGGGUUUGUCCAAGCCUGCGUAAUAGAUGAAGCUGAAGGGCACAUCGACUAUGAAGACAAGUUCUCCAAUGAAGACUCACUGUCAUUUUCGGACCCUGCUGAAGGGCAAGACCGAGCCCUCCCUGCAGAAGGUGAUGUGGAAGGUCCAGAGGAUGGAUUAGACGAGGCAGCUGAUGGCUCAAUAGGAGAAGGCAGCAGAGGAACAUUGCGACCAACUGUGUCACCAGUCCCUUUACUCAGCCAGAAGCAAGUGCCUUGGUUCCCCUCAGAAUUCCCGGAUAUUGAGCAGUCCAGUACCAGGAAAGCAGAUGUGGAGUCAAAAGUCCUAAUCCCUGCAGGCGAAAAUCAAAUUGCAGUGAAGACUGAAGAUGAUGAAGGAAACCGAACGGGGGAAAAUGAAGACUUGCCCGCUGGACCAUCCAUUGUGCAGAAUGAGACUAAAAUAAGCAAGGAAACAGUAGCUGGGACAAACAGAUCAUGGGUGGAUGGCUACCCUGUUGUAUCAGAAGCAGAGGAAGGUAAGGUUGAUGGAUCCAUGGAAACACAGCAGGAAGCUCUUGUCACCACAGACCAUUCUAACCAUGUGGAGAUCAGGACAGGUGUUCCAAGUAGCACCUUGGCCGAUCAUCACACUCGGCUCACGACUGCACCAACAGGGAUGUCUCACCUAGAUGUUAAACAAGUGGAUGUUGGCCAGACACUAGUACCUGAAAAUAUCAGUGUCAGUAGAGACACUGAGUUCCCCACAACCGCAUGGUCGGGCCGAGUCACUGAAGAGUCAUGGAAAUUCUCUGAUCCGAUUACUGACCCCUCACUACCUCUCACAAACAUCAGAGAAACAGUAAGUGAAGGUUUGCACCCUGCAGACAGAGCCCCAGUGCCUACAGCAGUAGCUGGGGUUUCGACUCACUACAGUCCAGCCACACCUGAAGCAAGUGCUCAGACUCUGAUAGAUUUUUCAGCCCUCGAUGUGUUUGAUGAUUUCACCAGAAGGGGGAACUUCAGUGGUGGGGCUGAGGCCAAGGUGCUGCCGACAGUUGGAAGUUGCAGGGGGGAGAACUGCUCCAGUUCCCAGCAGGGCCCCAUGAUUGCCACGAUUGUCACGGUGGUUGGUUUGCUCACCCUGGCUGUUAUCCUGGCCAUGUGGUGCUACAGGCACAGGCACCAGAAAACAUCUGUGUAUGAGCUGAAUGGGAAGGGACAGGUGAGACAUGGGGAACACAUUGAAAUGCAGCAGAGAGUGUAAGUGGAAGUGUGUUUGUGGAGGGAGACCAACAUUCACAGGGACAUUCACAGCCGGCAUCUCACUGCAACACUGCACACAUUGAAUAUUCAAAGCACCUUUAGAAAUAAGUCAAUGCUACACAGAAGUAUGCCUUAAAUAUGUGGAAUAUUUAAAAAGAACAGUGAGUCGGUCAGUCAAACCUGCACCACAGCUGGAGGGGAAGGUAUCUGAGUGUCUCUGUAGGGGCAACCUCACUGGAUUUGGUGCAGGGACUGGUAGAAAUGAGCUGAGACAUCCCAUGUAGGAG
Molecule: messenger RNA, 2440 nt
Organism: Pristis pectinata (smalltooth sawfish)
Lineage: Eukaryota; Metazoa; Chordata; Chondrichthyes; Rhinopristiformes; Pristidae
Gene: susd5
Product: sushi domain containing 5
Exons: 5
Coding region: 373-2154 (593 amino acids)
Biological process (GO): cell adhesion; Notch signaling pathway
Molecular function (GO): hyaluronic acid binding
Source: RefSeq, a predicted model, not a curated record